Molecule: messenger RNA, 1391 nt
Organism: Perognathus longimembris pacificus (Pacific pocket mouse)
Lineage: Eukaryota; Metazoa; Chordata; Mammalia; Rodentia; Heteromyidae
Gene: Lipf
Product: lipase F, gastric type
Exons: 10
Coding region: 62-1258 (398 amino acids)
Cellular component (GO): intracellular membrane-bounded organelle
Molecular function (GO): hydrolase activity, acting on ester bonds
Source: RefSeq, a predicted model, not a curated record
UGUACCAAAAAUAAGUAUCCAAGGAACAUUUUCCUGUUUCUGGAAAGACUGCCAGUCCAAGAUGUGGUUGCUUCUAACAGUGACAAGUUUGAUAUCUGUAGUUGGAACUACACAUGGCCUCUUGGGAAGAAUAGCCCCUGAAAGCCCAGAAGUAUAUAUGAAUAUUAGUGAGAUGAUUUCCUUCUGGGGCUAUCCAAGUGAAAAUUACGAUGUUGUGACUGAAGAUGGUUACAUUCUCGGCAUCUACAGAAUUCCUUAUGGGAAGAAAAAUGCGGAGAAUAAAGGAAAGAGACCUGUGGUGUUUUUACAGCAUGGUUUGCUUGCAUCAGCCACAAACUGGAUUGCAAAUCUUCCCAACAAUAGCUUGGCUUUCAUUCUGGCUGACUCUGGUUAUGAUGUGUGGCUGGGAAAUAGCAGAGGAAACACGUGGUCCAGGAGAAAUUUGUACUUCUCACCUGACACAGUUGAAUUCUGGUCUUUCAGCUUUGACGAAAUGGCAAAAUAUGACCUUCCUGCCACAAUAGACUUCAUUGUUCAGAAAACGGGCCAGGAGAAGAUUCACUAUGUUGGUCAUUCUCAGGGCACCACCAUUGGUUUUAUUGCCUUUUCUACCAUUCCCUCUGUGGCUAAAAGAAUCAAAAGCUUUUAUGCAUUAGCUCCUGUUGCCACUGUGAAGUAUACGACAAGUCUUUUAAAAAAACUUUCAUUUCUUCCUACAUUUGUCUUCAAGGUUAUAUUUGGUGACAAAAUGUUCCUCCCACACAACUUCUUCUAUCAAUUUCUUGGUACUGAAGUGUGUUCCCGUGAGCUAAUGGAUCUCCUUUGCAGCAAUGCCUUGUUUAUCAUGUGUGGGUUUGACAGCAAGAAUUUUAACACGAGUCGCAUGGAUGUGUAUCUAGCACAUAAUCCAGCAGGAACAUCUGUUCAAGAUAUACUUCACUGGGCCCAGGCUGGCAGGUCUGGAAAAUUUCAAGCAUUUGAUUGGGGAAGCCCAUAUCAGAAUAUGUUACACUAUAAUCAGGACACACCUCCCUACUACAAUGUGACAGCCAUGAGUGUGCCCACGGCAGUGUGGAAUGGAGGCCGGGAUAUGUUAGCUGAUCCCAGGGACGUUGAAAUGUUACUUCCUAAACUUUCCAAUCUCAUUUACCACAAGGAGGUUCGUCCUUAUAACCAUUUGGACUUUAUCUGGGCUAUGAAUGCACCUCAUGAAGUUUACAAUGAGAUUGUUUCUAUGCUGGCAGAAGAUCAAAAGUAGUUCUGGAUUUUAGGAAUUAUCCAUCUAAUGUUUUCCAAAGUUAUUUCUUUGCUCAUAUGUAGUUUUCAGCACUAUGUAAAACAAAAUACUUCUUUCUGUAAUUUUGACUUUUAGAAAUAUAUUAGAAUCAGCA